Molecule: messenger RNA, 2279 nt
Organism: Tripterygium wilfordii
Lineage: Eukaryota; Viridiplantae; Streptophyta; Magnoliopsida; Celastrales; Celastraceae
Product: sucrose nonfermenting 4-like protein
Exons: 13
Coding region: 664-2115 (483 amino acids)
Source: RefSeq, a predicted model, not a curated record
UAUGUGUUCUCCCCUCUUGGAUUCUUCAUUGAGAGACCACAAACAUACCCUUUUAAGAUCCAAAAAUGCUAAAUUCUCCUUAGCCUUUCUUAAUCAAAUUCAGGUUUUGUUUAUAUUUCUUGGGGAUUCUUUAUGAACCACAUUUACCCACCAACUGGUACCACAAUUUCGAUAUCUGUUUAGUCACAAAGUUCCAACCUUUAGGGCUCCUGGAUUCGUUUCAUUGCAAAGUUUUUUAUUUUCUCGGCAGAUCAGAGCUCGGGUUGGCUGUGAUUGCGUGAUUUCAGCUUGUUGGGUUGCUGGGAAUUUCAAACUUUUCUGAUUUGUUGACUUUUCCGGUUGAAGUGUUGAUCAAUGGUGUUCAGACUGUCCGCUAUUGGGUUUUUUGCGUGUUUCCCGUAGAAGAUUGUUGAAAUUCCAUGCUUAGCUGAUAAAGUUUUGAUUUUAAGGCUCUAUUUUUUAAUUUGGCGACUCUGCAUGCGCAAGCAUUGAGGGCUCCUCUGCACAGGCGAAGAGGAUCCCAAAAUUGAGGUCUUUAAACCAUUUUUUUUAAAGUUCGAAUCAUACAACCGUGUCUGCAGCGACUUAUCCGUUGGAGAAGUAUCAGAGUUUGCUAAAUUUUGGACUAAUUUUGGGCGUAUGUGCGAGUAAAUUUGGGGUAAAAUGUUUAGCCCUGGUGCAGAUAGUGGACGUGACGGUAGUGGAGCUUCAAGACCAGUUUUGAUUCCAAUGCGGUUCGUGUGGGCUUAUGGGGGAAGAAGCGUCUAUGUUAGUGGUUCAUUCAGAAGGUGGUCUGAGAAUAUACCUAUGUCUCCAAUGGAGGGUUGUCCAACUGUGUUUCAAGUAGUUUGCAACUUAACUCCAGGAUAUCACCAGUACAAGUUUAUUGUGGACGGAGAAUGGCGGCAUGAUGAGCUACAGCCCUUUGUGAGCGGAACCAAUGGGAUAGUAAACACUGUUUUUUUAGCUAGAGAAUCAGAUAUGACCCCUACAAUUCUUCCUCAGGCUCCAGGCAGAUCUAACAUGGGGCUCAAUGAUGCCUACUUACGUCCAGAUACAACUCCAAGGAUCUCGGAUGCCGAUUUAAAGGUUUCUCGUCAGCGGAUAUCUGUGUUUUUAUCAGGACAGACGGCAUACGAGUUAUUGCCUGAGUCGGGCAAGGUUAUGGCCUUGGAUAUUAAUCUACCGGUGAAGCAAGCAUUCCAUCUCCUCUAUGAACAGGGAAUCCCCAUGGCUCCUCUGUGGGACCUCUGCAAAUGUCAAUUUGUUGGAGUUCUAAGUGCACUGGACUUCAUCCUGAUCCUAAGAGAGCUAGGAAAUCAUGGAUCAAGUUUGACGGAAGAAGAAUUAGGGAUGCAUACAAUAGCAGCAUGGAAGGAGGGCAAAGUACAACUUAACAGAAAAAUUGAUGACUGUGAAAGAGCAGUUCCUUCUCAUCUCAUCUCUGCUGGACCUGAUGAUUCACUGAAAGAUGUCGCUUUGAAGAUUCUGCAAAACAAUGUCUCAACAGUUCCCAUCAUCCAUUCUUCUGGACAAGAUGGUUCUUUUCCGCAGCUACUGCAUCUUGCUUGCCUUUCUGGAAUACUGAAGUGUAUAUGCAGACAUUUUAGACAUAGCUGUAGUUCCUUGCCUAUUCUUCGACAACCAAUUUGUUCAAUUCCCUUGGGGUCCUGGGUUCCAAAAAUUGGUGAAUCUAGUGGACGGCCAUUCACAAUGUUGAAACCAAAUUCUUCUCUUGAUGCUGCCCUGUCUUUGUUACUGCAGGCCGAUGUCAGUUCAAUACCUAUAGUGGAUGACAAUGACUUGUUGCUGGAUAUUUAUUCUCGAAGUGAUAUUACUGCUUUGGCAAAGGAUAAAGCCUAUGCUCAGAUUCGUCUUGAUGAAGUUACUAUUCAUCAGGUAUUGCAACUGGGACAAGAUGCGAAUUCUCCCUCUGGCUUCUUCAACGGGCAGAAGAGAUGUCAGAUGUGUUUGAGUUCUGAUCCUCUGCAAAAAGUCAUGGAGCGGUUGGCAAACCCUGGGGUUAGAAGACUCGUCAUCGUUGAGGCAGGCAGCAAGCGUGUACAAGGGAUCAUCUCUUUGAGUGAUGUGUUCUGGUUCUUGCUUGCUACUUGAGGGGGGUAUCUAAUGGUGGCUGGGACAGAGAUAAUGUAUUUGACUGGGGCCAAUUUUCCCUGCAGAGAUUUUACGAAGACUAAGAUUGAUUUGAAAAGGGAAACACAAAACCCAAACUGAAAAGGAAGAGCAGUAAAGAAAAUCUUGGAUUUUUUUUUUCCAAA